Messenger RNA from Passer domesticus (house sparrow), 7636 nucleotides. It is a transcript of the gene ZC3H7B, whose product is annotated as zinc finger CCCH-type containing 7B. The record is from RefSeq and is a predicted model, not a curated record. Gene Ontology annotation, biological process: miRNA processing. The transcript is spliced from 23 exons. NCBI's taxonomy places the organism in Eukaryota, Metazoa, Chordata, Aves, Passeriformes, Passeridae. Bases 541 to 3627 code for a protein of 1028 amino acids. Gene Ontology annotation, molecular function: miRNA binding; metal ion binding; protein binding.
AUGCAUGCAUUCCCUCUGCAGAGGCAGCUUUGCUUUCUCUUGGGGUCUAUUUUUUUAAAUCACCAAAGACAACCAGGAAGAAAAAAAAAAAAUGUUGCGUUAAAAUUAGAACGGAGAGUCGGCUGCUGAAGCGCUUUAUUUUUUAAAUUUGUUGUUGUUGUUGUUUUUAAAGCCUAAUUCACCUUAAAGAAUCUCAAAAGCAGCCUCGAGGGAAAGAUUUGUGGAUUUUUGUAAUGGAAAGCGGUAGCCUCUAGGGCCCAGAGGAUAUGCAGGGAGGCAUUUUCUCUUGCUGGUGCAGCUGAGAGCGAGCGAGAGAGAGCGAGACCUGGAAAUGAAAGUAAAGAGAGCAGGAGGCACAUGGAGGGAGCUGCAGGGGCAGCCGAUCCAGAAGCAGAAUGCUGCCUUCUAUAAUUAAAUAGCACUUACUAUUAUUAUUACUUCUAGUAAUAAUACAUUAAUAAUAUCUCUAGUAAUACAAUACCAUUUAUCAAGGAAAGUUUAUGCAUAGUGUGGGGGGAAAACCCGAGGAGAGCAACCAUAAUGGAGAGACAGAAGAGAAAACAAGAAAUAGAGAAAGGACUUCAGUUCAUUCAGUCCACAUUACCCCUAAGCCAAGAAGAUUAUGAGGCCUUUUUGCAGAAGCUGGUGAGAAACUUGUUUGCAGAGGGCAAUGAUUUGUUCCGAGAGAAGGAUUUCAAGCUUUCCCUGGUCCAGUACGUAGAAGGGCUAAAUGUGGCGGAUUAUGCAGCCUCUGAUGAGGUGGCCAUCCCAAAGGAACUCCUCUGCAAGCUCCAUGUCAACCGAGCUGCCUGCUACUUUGCCAUGGGGUUGUAUGAGAAGGCACUGGAAGACAGCGAGAAGGCUUUGAGUCUGGACAAGGAGAACAUCCGAGCGCUGUUCCGGAAAGCCCGUUCCUUAAACGAGCUGGGAAGACACAAGGAAGCCUAUGAGUGCAACAGCCGAUGCUUGCUGUCCCUCCCACAUGAUGAAAGUGUUACACAGCUGGGGCAGGAGCUUGCCCAGAAGCUGGGACUGAGGGUUCGAAAAGCAUACAAAAGACCUCAGCAGGAAUUGGAAACAUUCUCACUACUCAGUAAUGGCACGUCAAUCAAUUCAUCAAACCAGACUACUUCCAAUGGAUUGGGCUCAAUAGAUGACAUUGACACAGACUGCUCUAUGGACCUGCAGUGCCUCCCAGCUCCUGUGGCCACCUCCAUCCCUGUGAAUGAGGGGCUGGCCCCUUUGCCUUCUGACUCAGAUGCAAAGGGCUUGCCCACCUCGCUUCCUGCUGCCAGCUUGCUCCCAUCUCCAGACUGUGUACCCUUGCCAGUGCCUGAGAACACAGAGGACUUCACAGAUGGGGAUAUCAUUGGGGAAGAACUAGACUCCCUCCUGGAUUCCCUUGCUGAAGGGUCACCAUACCCUCUAUCUCUGGUCCAGGGCACCAUUCCUACCAACCUGCCAACAGAGAUGCCCCAGUUGAUUCCUGUGUUUCCGGGGGGAACUCCACUGCUGCCUCCAGUUGUGACAGCCAGCAUCCCUGUCUCUACCCCUCUGCCACCUGCCUCCUUUGGCCUGGUGAUGGAUCCCACCAAGCAGCUCUCCUCCUCCUCUGUCCUGGACGCCUUUGAGGCCCCACCAGGAGGAAGUGGCAGCUCCACUUUAGAUUCGCUGGAUUCCCUGGAUCUGCUUCCAUACACAGAUACACGGCUUGAUGCCCUGGAUUCCUUUGGGACAAGCAGGGGGUCGCUGGAUACCUUGGAUUCCUUUGCCAUUGAAGAAACAAGCUCUCAGGAACUGCGCCACCCACCCGGCAGCCAAAAACCAGCCCCAGUGGUGAGUGAGCUACUGCCCCGUGCCGACGUCCCAGGGUGCUCUGGAGCCAAGGUCAGCCUUGGUGGAGUGAAUCACCCAGCUGUGCCCAAGGCCACCGAGCACCUGCUGUCCCAGCCAGAACCAGUAAUGCCCAACACGGCUCUGCUGGUGAAGAACCCCCUGGCAUCUACUCACGUUUUCAAACAGGCCUGUCAUAUCUGCUACCCCAAAACAGGGCCCAAGGCUGGCGAUUACACCUAUCGGGAAGGCUUGGAGCACAAGUGCAAGCGGGACAUCCUGCUGGGCAGGCUGAAGAGCUCAGAAGACAAGACCUGGAAGAGGAUCCGUCCUCGCCCAACCAAAACCAACUUUGUAGGAUCCUAUUACCUGUGCAAAGAUAUGCUUAACAAGCAGGACUGUAAGUACGGGGAUAACUGCACCUUCGCGUACCACCAGGAAGAGAUCGACGUGUGGACGGAGGAGAGGAAGGGGACCCUCAACCGUGACCUCCUCUUUGACCCGCUAGGUGGGAUCAAGCAGAGCAGCCUCACAAUUGCCAAGCUCCUCAAGGAACAUCAGGGCAUCUUCACCUUCCUCUGUGAGAUUUGCUUUGACAGCAAACCCCGGAUUAUCAGCAAAGGGACCAAGGACACGCCAUCUGUCUGCUCCAACCUUUCUGCAAAACACAUUUUCCAUGACAACAAGUGUCUGGUCCACAUUGUGCGUUCCACCUCCCUGAAGUAUUCCAAGAUCCGUCAGUUCCAGGAGCACUUCCAGUUUGACGUGUGCCGACACGAGGUGCGUUACGGCUGCCUGCGUGAGGACAGCUGCCACUUUGCUCACAGUUUCAUUGAGCUCAAGGUCUGGCUGCUGCAGCAAUAUUCAGGAAUGACCCACGAAGAUAUUGUGCAGGAGUCCAAGAAGUACUGGCAGCAGAUGGAGGCACAUGCCAGCAAACCAGCCAACAGCGUGGCUUCUCCCCGGAAUCCCACGUCAAGCACCUUUGACCUCCAGAUGAAAUUUGUGUGUGGCCAGUGCUGGAGGAACGGGCAGCUGGUGGAGCCAGAUAAAGACCUCAAGUACUGUAGUGCCAAAGCCCCCCACUGCUGGACGAAGGAACGCCGUGUCCUGCUGGUGAUGUCCAAAGCUAAGAAGAAGUGGGUGUCAGUCCGACCGCUGCCUUCCAUCCGUAACUUCCCACAGCAAUAUGAUUUGUGUAUCCAUGCACAGAAUGGCAGGAAAUGCCAGUAUGUGGGCAACUGCUCCUUUGCCCACAGCCCUGAGGAGAGAGACAUGUGGACCUUCAUGAAGGAAAAUAAAAUCCUAGAUAUGCAGCAGACCUAUGACAUGUGGCUAAAGAAACACAAUCCUGGGAAGCCUGGAGAGGGAACACCACUCACCUCGCGAGAAGGGGAGAAACAGAUCCAGAUGCCCACUGACUAUGCAGACAUCAUGAUGGGCUACCACUGUUGGCUCUGUGGGAAAAACAGCAACAGCAAGAAGCAAUGGCAGCAGCACAUCCAGUCGGAGAAGCACAAGGAGAAGGUCUUCACCUCAGACAGUGACUCCAGCUGCUGGAGCUACCGCUUCCCCAUGGGCGAAUUCCGGCUCUGCGAGAGGUUCCAGAAGAACAAGACCUGUCCUGAGGGAGAGGAGUGCCGCUAUGCCCACGGGCAGGACGAGCUGACGGAGUGGCUAGACCGGAGGGAAGUGCUGAAACAGAAACUGGCCAAAGCUCGCAAGGACAUGCUGCUCUGCCCCAGGGAUGACGACUUCGGGAAAUACAACUUCCUAUUGCGGGAUGACGUAUAGUGUGAGCUGGGGGGAGUCUGUCAGCUGCAGGAACACGGGGUGGGCUUUCUGAAUGGCAGGAGCAGGGAGAGCGAGAUCUCUGUCUCGCAGAGAACUUUUUCUUUUCUUUUGUUUUAAGAUUAUGAGACAAUGAUUUAUUAGUGAAAGAAUUUGUGAAUUUGAUUCUCGUUGGCCAGCGACGCCACGCUCACUGAGUUUGUGAGCCAUCUUCUCUCUCUUCUUUCUCCCAAAUUCUCCUUCCACUUCAUCUUUUUGUUUUCACUGUCCUUCAUUCAAAGGAAUUAGUUCAGUCUGUACUGGGCUGCAAAUCAGAGAAUUUCUCUUUGUGUCAUUCUUCUGUCUUUCAAUUCAGAGUAUGACUGCAGAGGUCUGGAGGACAAAGCCGAGAGAGAGGGACAGAAAAGUUGUGGAUGCCCCAUCCCUGAUACUGUUCAAGACCAGGUUGGAUAGAGCUCUUAGCAAUGUGGUCUAGUGGGAGGUGUCCUUCUAAAUGACAGGGGGAUUGAAACUAAAUGAUCUUAUGGUCCCUUCCAGCCCAGACUGUUCUAUGAUUUUAUGAAAUCUGGUUAAAAGGUGACCAUGAAUUCUAUCUGUUCCUUUUCUCAGUGCUGCAGACUAAGCACCACUUACUCUGCUGCAGCCCUCCUGCUCUUCUGGGAGUUCAGUACCAGAAGGAGUUGUGGUGCAAAGAAGGAAAACCACUAGAUUUGGCUUAAGAGAGCUAGGCUUAUGCUCUAGCUGUCUGUAUUGCCCUGAGGCAGCAACUGGUGCUGAGGAGGAUAACAGCUGUGUGGUAUAAGGAGUGCAAGGUAAAAGCAGCAAAGUAAUGAAACUGCUUGCAGCAGCAGGAACCAGGUUGUAGGUGACUGUAAUCAGAAAGGAAGUUGAUGACCUCUCAUUAGAUGUCUUUUUCAGUAUGUGGCAGGUGUUCAGGACAGAUAGCUUGGGUUUGGUUUUUUGGCUGGUGUGACUGGUGCAAGUAAAACAGAACCCAUCUAGGAGGUGUAGUGGAAUCUGUGACACACAGUGUGUCACUGAAUCCACACAGCAGUAUCAGUCGGGAGGGAGGUGGUCACCAAAAGGAGCCUGUGUUUCUGUGUUGCUUUUUGUCCUGAAGAGAGGGAGGGAGGGAGGUAAUGGUGUUCUUUCUUACAGUUAAAUGGCAUGUGUUUCUGGUUACUCAGAGCUGCAUUUUUCCCUGCACUGCCAGAAGAACUGGGUGGGGACCCAUUUGAAAGGACACCAUUGCGCAGCACAGGAAACGUUAAGCUAAUGGGAAUCCAGCUGGAAGUGCUUACCAGUACCAGAGGUCCAGCCCCCUCCUCCUCAGAGCCAGAGCAGGGAGCUUGUGCAUGCACAGUGCAACCAGGAUGUGACCCAGAGCAGGGACAGUGGUGAAGAAGGAAUGGCACACUGGGACUCAGCCAUGGCCUGCUCUUGUGCUGCCUGAUGUGUGCUUUGAUGAGUAACCACUAAUGCUGAACUCUGGGACACAAGUCUUGCUUUUAGAAAGGGCAGCAGUAAGAAGUGGUACUGCUCUGCAUGCCUGCCUUGUCCUUUCUGUCAGUCUCAUCCUGUAAGCAGUAAACGUGUUCCCUGUUCUGAGCCUCCCUCUCCUUCUCUCUUCUGCAGUCCAGCUGUGCUCUGCAGUUUUGCAUGCAUGGAUGGCACCAUCCAGUCAAACACAAACACAUCUCCCUCCCAGCCUUCGUCAGGGAUGCCUUUUUCAUACAGGUUCUCCUGGGACAGCAGUCUCAGAGCCCUUGGGGCUGGUAGGGCUGUAUCCAUGGUAAAUACAAUCUGGCCAUGAACUGCUUGGUGUCUUGGCAUUGCUGCAUCCUCCCAUUCCUCUCUGCUCCCAUAUCCUUGGGGUUCAGAGCUUCAGGAGAGAUGGGAUGUGGAAAUCGGGAGAUGGGGAGAUGGUGUGGGGCAGCUGUCACCUUUCUGAACCAGCCUUCAGGAGGGUGCUUCAGCUCCACUGGGAUAGUUAGGCUCCAGUUAUGCAGCAGAGUGCUGGAAUCUUUCCAGAGACACAGUGUGCUCUAAGUAAACUGAAUGCAUUCUGCACUUAGAAUCAUUAAGUUGAGAAAGAUCUCAAAGAUCAUCAAGACCAGUUGUUAACCUGGCACUGCCAAGUCCCAGACUAAACCGUGUCCCAAAGUGCCACAACUACAUGUAUUUUUAAAUACCUCUGGGGAUGGGGACUCGGCCUCUUUCCUGGGCAACUUAACCACUUUUCUGCUGAGCUUUUUUUCCUCUCCCUUAAAAUAUGGAUGGUAGUCUCUGGUUUGCUAUGAGUAAUAUCAGACAUGGCAGUUUUUGAGUGGUCAGGUGCUGUAAUUUCUCCUCUGUUCUUUGUGGUAGCUAUGGUACCUUCUCCUGGUCAUCCUUGUGCUCAAGUGGUCAACUUUAGAGAUGGGAGGAGACAGGCAUCAGCUCCUGGGUUAUCUUGUUCUGCUUUUCUUGGGCAGAGAUGCCAAGGAAGGAAAUCUGGAUUGGGGGACACUGGAAUGUGUUUUUUAUUUUUAAAACAAACCUGCAUCUCUAGUGUGACUCUAGCGUUCGCUGAGCCGUGAUUUCUCAUGUAACCUAAACAAGAGUGGGUCACUGUCCCUUCUCCCCAUCUCUGCAAUGACAGCUGAGCUCCUCAGUGGGGCUUCAGAGGUUUGGGCUGGGGCCGAGAUGGGGAGAGGGUGAGGUGAGGUGAGGUGAGGGAGGCCCACGGUCAUGGGGGUUGCAUCAAGUGUCUCUUUGUUUUCCCUGAUAUGAUAACCUGGUCUGUGGUGUUGCAGUACUUCGUCACCAGACUUGUUUUAGUGUGUAUAUAUGUGACCCUUGCCAUGAAGCAUAUAUACACAGGUAUUAAAUAUAUCGCUCUAUAUAAUAUUAUAUGUGUGUGGUAUCGAAGGAAUCUUUUAAAUGAGGGUAAAGGAAAAGGACUCAGGCCAGGAAACGCAGCAUCUCCAGUUUAAUUAUGAAGCCUUGUAUUUGGGAUAGGGAAAGAGAAAUAAGAAAAGAGGGGACGGUUUUAUAUAGAUAGGUAUAAACUUUGAGAUGGGACAGGUUUCCCUGUUCACAUUUUUGAAACCCUUUAGGAUGUCCUUGCAGUCCCAUCUCAGUGAGAGUAUUAUACUGCUAACUAGUGAGUAAAGUUUUAAUAUAAGGCUUUGCUUAUAUUAUUUAAAGGGACAUUGUGAUAGGCAGAAGUUUCACACUUGACUUCCCAGGCUUGCUUUGUCAGGCCAAGAGGGUUUUCUUCAACACAUUAUGUGCUCUCAGCAGAAGUGCUCAGUGCUCACAGCUCUACAGCAGAUAAACCACAAGUUGUAGAGGCUGCUUUAGUGGUGUGUUCACAAGACCCUGUGAUAACUCUUCUUUAUUUGUGUGAGAGAAGAAGAAGAAAAUUCUGCAGCACAGAACCAAAUUUUAGGGUUUUUCACAAAGAAAGUGAUAUUUUAAUUUUAUAACAUUAGAAGAAAAUCUCAUAUACUGUAAAAUAACCACAGACAUUCACACAGAGCAGAAACUUACUAAAUGCUGAAGGACUUAGUGAAAAUCUUUUCCCAAAUUCUUUGGUAGGGGCAGAGAUUAAGGUGACACUGGCAUUGGAGUUAACCAGGCCUUUACAGGGAGAAGUAGAAAAAAAAACCCAACAAAACAACAACCAACAAAAAAUACCCUACUUAGCUUGUAUGAAACUGUAUGUCAAAAAUUAAUGGGUUUUAGCAAGUGAAAGGAAAAGAUAGCAAGGGGAUGCUGCAGUUCUGAGCUUGGUAGUAAUGAUAUUGAGUCCUUUAAUAUGUCUUCAUAUUAAUAUAAUUUAAGAAUACCACGCUUUACUAUUAAAAAGAACUUAGUAUCUUUCAUAAGGUCUAGUAUCAGGAUAAAUAUGUAGAUGUUUUAACAACAUUUUUGUUUUUGUUCUUAAAUAAAGAAACAAAAAACCAAACUUGCUUCUUUUAGCCUUUGUAAUAGAAAAUAAAGGUGUGCACUUUAAACCCUCUCCUGA